AUGGGACAAACCCGGCCGAGUGGAUCAAUCUGUGUGAUCGGGUCUGCUGAGGUACGUUGGUCGAAGGGAAAGUGGAAAUUGGCACAUCUGCUCUGCGGACUCUCUGAAUCUUCGUCAGCGCUAGGUAGUGAUAAGUAUAUCUGUCGACAGAGACUAGGUCUUGGUCGAGCUUUCUGUAGCCUUCAGAGAGCGACGGCAGACCUUGUUGCGAUAUCGAGAGACAUGAGAGGGAGGUUUGGUAAAGAAGCUAGGGGAGCAGAAGGUGAAAUCCCUGAGCUGGAUCUAGUUUAUGGACAGGGGAGACGGAUACGAAAGAAAAGAAACGACGGGACGCUCGCAAGUUCAUUUGACGGGGGAUGGAUGGAAAUGAUUUCCGGCUGGCAGAGCAAAUGUGCUUGCCGUCCCUGGAAAGCUCUCGAAACUAACCUUGGUUCGCUUCAAUUUGCCUGUUCUAGGCUUGAGGAUCUCAAGCUUCAGUUUGAAGGGCAGAAUUUGUGUCCACAGUGGACUCAUCUACUAAGUUCCGCAUUCGCUUGUAAGCGGGUUACCAAUGUCCAAAUGUUGGAUUCUUCAAUGCAGGCCGUUAGCAGACAUCAAGAGAUGAAAGAGAUUGAUGGUAGGCUAAAGAUCCGGUCACCGCUGGAUAAUGGCGUCACCUGCUAA
This is a messenger RNA of Aspergillus niger, 663 nucleotides long. RefSeq lists its product as uncharacterized. Bases 1 to 663 code for a protein of 220 amino acids. The transcript has 8 exons. NCBI's taxonomy places the organism in Eukaryota, Fungi, Ascomycota, Eurotiomycetes, Eurotiales, Aspergillaceae. The record is from RefSeq and is a predicted model, not a curated record.